Messenger RNA from Acaulospora colombiana, 270 nucleotides. Lineage: Eukaryota; Fungi; Glomeromycota; Glomeromycetes; Diversisporales; Acaulosporaceae. The record is from the annotation of a GenBank genome assembly.
AUGCCCGAUGAUAUCAGGGACAUAACCACAGAGUUUUUCGAAGCAGGCUACCCAGAGCGUCGGUACGCAAUCAUCAGGUGUAACCACGGCAGCGGGGAUUCCCAAUUCUCCGAUGUUGAGGGAACAGAACUCAUCGAGGAAUUAGCCGGCAUCCUUUUAAGUCGAGAUGAGGAAAUAGAGGGAGGUGCAAGAAUUGUUAAGGGGAAGGAAGAAGGCCGGGCAAUGGACAUAUUUAUCGAAGAACCGUUCGAUUUUUUACUCAUUGUUUAA